CCGGGCCGCGGCCGCGCAGCCGGCGGGGGGGAAGGCGGCGGCAUCGCCCCCGCGGGGCUCCCCCCGCCGCACCCCGCUUUCCCUCAAAGUUCGGGGCGGGAGCGGGGGGGAGAGCGGAGCCAACUUGUCCCGGAUCCCUUUAUUCGCCGCCGGAGCCGCCGUGUCUCCCAACCCCCGCGUGUGUUGCUGAUCGGAGGGACGGAGCUCGGUCCUGUGUCCGCCCCGCUCCUUCCUGCCCGCACCAUGGAGUUCGCCCAGAGGAAGAGGAGCAGGAAAUCCCAAAGCUUUAAACUGGUCAACGAAGAUUACCAUCAUGAGAUAUAUAAGAUCUCUGACUACAGCAAUGAUGUUAAUGGGGAGACCAAAGAAACACAACCAGUUUUUUUAGGAGAUGAAAGCCGGGAAAUUAAAAAACAAAUUACAGGGAUGAGAAGAUUACUGAAUGACAGCACUGGAAGAAUCUAUCAACGAGUUGGCAAAGAAGGAGAAAAACUGAAGGAGGAGCCCCAAGAUUUAGACUUAGCCUGGGCCCAGCGCCUGAAUCCCCCUGCAGAGUCCCAGGCCAGCCUUCAUCCUUCUCAGAGCGGAGCAUGGAAUGAAUUAUCACCCCAAGCCAGCCAUUUCUCGGGACAAUAUGGAACUCGAUCCAAAACGUUCCAAAAUCAGACUCGAACGGUGGCAUCCAAUGGAGAAAUCCCCAUGGUGAACUCAUCAGUUGGACCAAACUGCUGUACAUGUAAUUGCCAGUCAACCCUGCAGGCAAUUCUUCAAGAGCUCAAGACCAUGCGAAAACUGAUGCAGAUUCAAGCAGUUGGGACUCAAAACAGACAGCAGCCUCCUGUUCCUCUGAUUUGUGCACAAAAGGCAACAAUAUCAAGAAAGAGAAAUAAAAAGAGAAAACUGCCCCUGAAAACUUUUGAACCAGUUGCAAUGAAUAAGAAACCCAGCGCUGCAGAGAAUGAAAAGAAGCUUUCAGCAAACUCAGAGCGACUGAGUCUGCAAGCGAUUGAACCCCCCCCAAAACCCGAAACCCCCGUUUCAGGAUUUGGAAUUAUCCUUGAAUCGGCUUCAUCAGAUCCAGAAGUGCAACUUGCAGAAGGCUUUGAUGUCUUCAUGCCAAAAUCUCAGCUGGACUCUAUACUAUCAAACUACACUCGCUCAGGAAGUCUGCUCUUUAGGAAGCUGGUCUGUGCAUUUUUUGAUGACAAGACUUUGGCUAACUCUUUACCAAAUGGCAAAAGGAAAAGAGGGCUCAAUGACAACCGGAAAGGACUAGACCAAAAUAUUGUGGGUGCAAUAAAAGUCUUUACAGAAAAAUACUGCACUGCUAACCAUGUGGAUAAACUUCCUGGUCCUAGGGACUGGGUCCAGAUUCUUCAGGAUCAAAUUAAACUGGCAAGAAGACGAUUAAAAAGAGGCUCAGCAGAGGCAACUGACUGUGAUGAGAAGCCGGACAUUUCUCUACUACAAACAGGGAGGGAAGCAAUUCCGCUGCGAGAGGACCCUCAUAAAGGUUGUUAAUGCGACGCAGUGUUAUCUUUUCAUCGCUCUGGUAACCUUUUUGACACCACAACAGACCAUCUGCUAGAUGCAAACCCGGAUUUUUCAGUUUGAGUUUCACAUCAGUGUUCUUAGCGGAUAGAAACACCCUCUCCUGUCGAUACCAUUCCUGCAAGCUCGGCGUGAGAACACUGCAGGACGUGGGCAUCCACACAGCUUUCCUUACGAGUUUCUGUUGUUUCCAUGCAUUUUCCAUGUAAAACCGCCGGAUUGCUUCGCUGUUCUUCAUCUUAAUUGAAGGUGAUUUCCCUCGUAUCCAAUGCAUUACUGAAUUAGCGGGGCAUCCACUCUGAAGUCAUUCUCUUGCCUUUGUUUUUCCUCCAUGAUUGUAUUUUUCCACGUGAUUGUAUGCUUGCCAGCAGUGUUUCAUCUUAAGCCACGCAGAAGUGGUGACUCUUCCUGUCCCCAGGGACCAGGGUGGCAUCUCUCUCCAUCCCAAACCCUGGGGGCUCGAUGAGCACUUGAUUUGCCGAAGCUCUUUGCUUCUGCAGACCCGCUUUUCCUUUCCUGGCUGCUGCGGUACCAAUGACCAGUCGUCCACAGCUGUGAUUAAAAAAAGUCCUCGCUGGAUUUAGGUGGAAAUAAAGCAGGAUUCCUCCCAGCAGUCUCCCAGUUACAGCAAGGAGAAGCUAUUCCUCAGUUUCCCCUCCGUGGUCCUAGUGCGGUGGUUCUCGAGCAUCUUUGCAGAGCAGAUUGCUGGAGGUGGUUGUUCUCCCCUCACCGUUCCCCCCAGCUUGCCCUACCACCUCAAUCUCAAAAUGUAUUAAUCUCUCAAUUUCCAGGAAGAGGGUCUGCUCACUGUGAUUUUUCAGCCACUGCCCUUGGAGACAAUAUUCACCUGUUUUUUAAAAAAAAGAAAAAGUCACCUUUCGACUGGCACUGUAUUGAUAUCUCAGCAGCUGAGUGAAUCGAUCAAGAAAUUGCACUACCCUCUUAGACGUGGAAAGGGUCAGUCCUUUCAGGUCAGGGCUGAGGUAAAACUGUACACAGCCCUCCGUGCGAACCUUCACUUCUGCACCUUUCAUCAGCACUAAAUUCACUUUAAAAAUGUCGGGAAAAAAAAUCUAGAAGGUCUUACCUGCAACGCCUGUCGAUCACCAGGUAGUUUGAGCAUGUUUGCUGCAAUUCGAGGGACAGCUUGCUAGAGCCUUUACCAUUGUGUUUCCUUUCCCUGUGUGUAUCUUAGGUACAUUUGGUUUGUUUGGUUUUUUGUUUGUUUUUUUGGAAACUAUUUGGCCUUUUGAGUGUCUCAACAGAAGUGCUAUUACACAGUGGGAUGGUUUUCAAAAUACUUAAUCUUUUUUUUUUUUUUUUUUUAAUAACAACCCCAAAGCCCGUUUCUCAGAUGUCGUAGAAUACCCACAAAUAACACUGAAGCCAACGGGAAUGGUUUGUUCUCUCGGCUCCUGAGAAACGAGGCUCCCAGUCCCUCCCCACCCACCUUCCGUGGACUUUUAGGAAUGACCAUAUUCUCUCUGAAACUGUGGAAUAGAUUGAAUGUGCACUGCAAACCUUAAAUUUUGAGUCUUUCCUUCCUUCGUGGCUUGGAGCUGCCUGCGCAGGGCAGGGGGCUCCAGUCCGUCGUGUCUGUAUCGUAACCCUUCAGCAAGGAAAUCAGCAUUUUGUAAAUUUGGAAGAUUGCAUUUGUGUUUACUUACUGUGACUACUGUUCAGACUUUCUUCAGAAAUCUUUUUAUAGGGUUUAUUAGAGAGAAGAAAAAAAAAAUCAUUCCAUAUUUAGGUAAAAAUGUCUCAAUCUUCUGUAUAUAUGUUUUAUUAAUAUGUAAAUAUUUAGAUAUUUUUAAAUUACUAUGUUCUUAAUAAAGCGACAAGGGACUAGUUGUGAAAUGGUGUAUAACAUUGUGUCGUGUUGCCGAUCUCUGGGAAAUCCUCUUUGUCAGUUCAGAAAAGAAAACCUACAAUAAAUAACUUUAAUUGCAUGUG
Empidonax traillii (willow flycatcher) is the source of this 3504-nucleotide messenger RNA. RefSeq names its product BEN domain containing 7 (gene BEND7). The transcript has 10 exons. Lineage: Eukaryota; Metazoa; Chordata; Aves; Passeriformes; Tyrannidae. Gene Ontology annotation, molecular function: DNA binding. Bases 244 to 1521 code for a protein of 425 amino acids. The record is from RefSeq and is a predicted model, not a curated record.